AUGGAGGAGAACAUGGAGAGAACUGAAGAGCUCAAGAGGCCGUGGGACACCUGUCGAGAGGUUCCUCUUAUUGAAGAAGUGCAUACACCUUGGAAGUUGAUAAAGCUUCUAAAGAUCAUCGCUUUGUUUGCAGUAGCUGUCAUUGUGUUUGGAUUGGCAAUAUGUAGCAAGGCUUCUUUUCUUCUUCUCACCACUUUGUCCCACGAAGGUGCAAAGACCCUCCAAGCAGAGCAGAAACCCGUCACACUGCUGUGUAUCGGCUGCUCUCUCAUUGCACCUAGUGUUCUUUUGCUGUUCAAAAGCGUCUGGAAAGCAUGUUACAAAUCAUCAAAGAUGCCAAGAAAAGCAUCGGCAGCCCUGGUUUUGUUCUUCGAGUUUGUAGUUUCUGUGGGGAUGGCAGUGCUAACCAUUGUUGCAAUGCCACACUUGGACAUUGUGACCAAUGUGACGAUCUUGAGUGGUGUAGCUGUCAUCUCUGCCCUCCUGCAAGCAGUCGCUCAGUGCACUGUCAAAAAGAUAAAUGUAUUCCUCCUGCCUUCUAUCAUCGCCUCUCUUGUUAUAUUUCUUGGAUACGGUCUUUUCAUUGCUCUGUACAUCGUGAAAGACCCUAAGGAUGUGAAGACAGCCAUUUGGGUGGGUCUUGCCAUUGUUGGGUCCAUUUUGGUGUCUUUUAACUGGUGGGAAAACUACUUUAGGGUCAUCUCUGUGAAAAGCAAGUCAAACUUCCUCAAAAAUCUGUUUGAAGACAUGACCAAGUGUCAGAACAUGAUGAACAUCUUGUCCAGCUUACUCAGGAUUGUGGUAACCGCCUGUGUGCUUGGUGGCUACGUCCCUCUGGCUAAAAUGGAUUGGAAAAUUGUGACCUCCAUUCCAAGUCGGGAAACAAGAAUUGUGGCAAUCAUCAUUGGGGUCCAGCUGAUCUCCUCGGCACUCUGCCAUUGGUUUGCAUUGGCAGCCUGCAAGAUGCAUGCUAUACGACGAUGCUUCAUCCUCCCUUUGUACCUGUCUUCCCUGGCUGUGAUAGCAUUGUUCAUUGUUCCUGUCGUCAUUUACUACCAAGACUACAAGUUAGGCCUGAACACAACUGAAAACAUCAACUUUACAAGAUACUGCACAGCAGUUGUAAAUGAAACAAAUCAAAGCCCGAAUGGUAACGUGUUUCCCCAGCUGGUUUUGGAUGUUACACAAACUCUAUGCUUCCUGGACCUGGCCAAAACAUCAAAUAUUGGAUUACUGACAGGUGCAGCAGCAUCGUGGUGGAUUGGCCUUGUGUUGGCCACUAUCUAUAUAUGGUACCUUAACAUCUAUCGCAUCCAGAAGACACAAGACUUGUUCGUUCGGAGGCUCUAUGAGGGAGCCUUUAUUGAUCAAUCCUUACUCCUCAACACCCGUUUCCACAUCCAGACCAAGAAAGGCAGGAAGAAACGACUAGACAAGUACAGACCAAAUGUGGAACCAAAGUUUGAUGACUUCACCUUUGAAGCUCAUUUCUACUUUGAUGAUGCCUUUGAAAAUGUCAAAGGAAGCCAUCAUCGUCAACUAAACUCAUACGCAAACGACCUUGUGAAAGUCAUCACAGAGGUUUAUGGCAUCUUUGAGAACCUUGAUAAAACAUUCUUUGAGGUACAGCAGCAAAUUCCUGAUCAGUCAAUCAUUGAGACACCAUAUGGAGCUCGUCUUGUUGUUCAAAUGCCUCAUGGGAAUCAGAUUGUAGUUCACUUCAAAGACAAAGAGAAAAUUCGUAACAAGAAGAGAUGGUCUCAGAUUAUGUAUCUUUACUAUCUUCUGGGUUGGAAACUCAUGACCAAACAUCAUGGAGAUUGGAAAAUGGGAACGAAUGAAAAUGAUCUAAGUAAAAAGAUCCAGGUGAGACACGAGACAUUUUCUGAGGAGAAGCACAACACCUACAUCUUGGCUUUAGACGGGGACACAGACUUCCAUCCUGCUGCCGUGAUGCUGCUCAUUGAUCGUCUGAAAAUGUAUCCACGUGUUGGGGCAGCAUGUGGCAGAAUUCAUCCUACUGGAUCAGGUCCUACGGUGUGGUUUCAAAAGUUCGAGUAUGCUGUCAGUCACUGGCUGCAGAAGACAGCUGAGCAUGUCUUCGGCUCUGUACUGUGCAGCCCUGGCUGCUUCAGUCUGUUCAGAGCGGAGGCUUUAAUGGACGAUAAUGUGAUGAAGAAAUAUUCAACCCAAUCCACAGAGCCCAGUCACUACAUCCAGUAUGACCAAGGAGAAGACCGCUGGCUGUGCACUCUACUACUGAAACAAGGGUGGAGAGUGGAAUACAAUGCAGCAUCUGAUGCAUACACCAACGCACCACAGGAAUUUAAAGAAUUGUAUAACCAGCGGAGAAGAUGGGGGCCUUCCACAAUGGCAAAUGUUGUGGAUCUGCUCGGCUCCACCAACAUUGUUUCCAAGAAGAAUCCAUCUAUGUCCAAACUAUUCAUGUUCUACCAGCUGUUUGGCAUGAUCUCAGCCAUCCUGGCUCCAGCCACCAUCUGUCUCAUGGUAGCAGGUAGCCUGUCGUUCCUCUUCGAUAUAUCUAGUGCUAUUGCACUGGUCAUAUCUGUGAUACCUCCUGCCAUCUACUUGGGUCUUUGCUUUAAGCUCAAGGCAGACACUCAGAUCACUCUUGCAGCAGUGUUGAGCAUCUUGUAUGCAUUCCUAAUGAUGGUGGUGACCAUGACCAUUAUAGCCUCAAUGGUGAAGGAGAAAACCAUUCUGACUCCCAGCAGCAUUUUCAUUGUGUCCAUGUCCAUCAUUUACAUCGUCACUGCACUCAUGCACCCCCAGGAACUUCCUUUAGUGUUCUAUGGCAUUCUUUACAUUGCCUGUGUCCCUAGUGCCUACCUCCUGCUCACCAUCUACUCUAUGGCCAAUAUGAACAGUGUUUCUUGGGGCACCAGAGAAACAAAGCCUGCUGCAGAGGCUGCAACAACUGCAGCCACUGUCCAACAAACUAAAUCACAAAAAGCAAAAACCACCUUAAAGCGGCUCUGCUCGUGGAUGAAAUGUUGUAAAACAUCCAACCAGAGAUCAGAAGUUGAACAGCUCAGCAUAAGACAGGAGAACUUAAAUCCAGAGCCUACACAGCCUGAACCUCAACCCCAGAACACUAUUGUGGAUGAUGCCUCUGACAACGAACAAGAGGAAGAGGAGACAGUUUUUGAUUCUCCAGUUCAAUGUUGGAAAACACAACUAGAAAGCAUGUCCAGCGACAUUCAGCUGCAGGAGGGUUUCCUUAAGGAGGAUGAGAACGAGUUUUGGAAGGAACUUAUUGAAAGGUACCUGAAACCUUUGCAAAAUGACAAAGCAAAACAGGAACAGAUUAAAAAUGACCUGCAAGACCUGAGAAACAAGAUCAACUUUUCAUUCUUCAUCUUGAAUGCCUUCUGGCUGGUGGCAACCUUCACCUUUCAGGCCUUCAGUGUCUUUAACAUCGAGAUAAAUGGUGUUGACAUGAACCUUAAUCAAACUGGGAAAAAAAUCCAAAUUGAACCAAUGAGCCUCAUGUUCAUUUUGGGCUUUGCUCUUUCAGUUUUGCUGCAGUUUAUUGGGAUGUUUUACCACAGAAUUGUCACCUUCAUUCAUUAUGUGGCAUUUUUGGAAACUGAGCCAAAACAACAGAAAUCUGCAACAAAAAAACGAAAACAGAAGGACACUACAUCCAAUGCAGAUUCAAGCUCAGGCACCAAUAUAGAACUGAGCACCAUCACACAGGAAGAAACCGAGACUGAAAUGAGUGAUGAGCCGGACAGUGAAGAUGAACAUUCAGAGUGGGACAUUGGUGAAUGGCAGGCUGAGGCUUGAAACAAGACUACAAAGGUCUCAAGGUCAGGAAUCAAACCUAGAAUGGUUGCGUUGCGGACUAUUACCUCUAUAUGGGAUGCCUGCUCAACUGCUACACCAUGCAAUGCCCCUAUAUAUUUCUUGAUUGAUAGAUUGUUUUAAAUUGUACUCCAUAGUGGAGCAAAUACCAUGAAGGAAACCUUA
This is a messenger RNA of Girardinichthys multiradiatus, 3993 nucleotides long. RefSeq names its product chitin synthase chs-2-like. Gene Ontology annotation, cellular component: cell septum; cell periphery. The transcript is spliced from 21 exons. The record is from RefSeq and is a predicted model, not a curated record. Lineage: Eukaryota; Metazoa; Chordata; Actinopteri; Cyprinodontiformes; Goodeidae. The coding region runs from base 1 to 3810 and encodes 1269 amino acids. Gene Ontology annotation, molecular function: chitin synthase activity.